CAUUGAUUAAAUUUUCCUAGGGUUUGUAUCUUGAAGGCCCCCGACAUUUUUCUUCUCUCAAAAGCUUCGAUUCUUCCAGACCUCUUUCCUCUCAAAUCCAUUUCCAUUUCCCUCUCAACUCUGCUUCAGCUUGUAUCGCCGUCGUCUUCACUCUUCUCUCUGGAUUUUUCCUUAUCUGGGACCUUUCUCUCACUGGCACUCCGCUCGCCGCGCCGUUUCAUGCUGUAUCGGAUUAUUUCUAUGCUAAAGCUUUUUCUUAAGGAUGAUAAAGCACAGCACCUGGACAAUAUUUCAUGUUCGCAUAACUAGUGAAAAUUUAUUAUGUGUGAUGCUGCUGCUGUAGCCUGGUCAACAAUCUUGUUUCUGAAGAAUCUAAUACCAGGUUGCAAAGUUUCAGUUAGAACCUAUAACAAACAAAAUGGAAUCUUCACUAUCAGAAGCUCAAAGAGGGGUUGCAGUUUCUUCCAAUGAUCCUUCCGUGCAUCAAUAUUUAGUACCUAACAGGCAAAUGGAAUUAAUGGAAUCAAUUUCUGGUGGUUCUCUAACUCAGAGUGGAAUGCUAUCACGCAUGCAAAGAGGACAGGUUGAUCUUAAAGCUGGCAAUUUUGGACGGCAACAACUACAAAUACCUGACAAUCAAUUUGGAGGGACUGGAAACAUGGUGAGAACUUCAGAAGGGGUGCUGUCACUUCCCGUGAAGCGCAAGGCAUCGACUGAGCCUUUUAACUCUCCCUCACAGCAGUCUCCACUGCAUAAUAAGCGACUUGCACCCGUGGAACACCGGCCAUGGUUGCAACAAGCUUCUGGAAUAGCCAAAAGACCUCAUUUACAAAUACCAAACAAUGCCUUGGCUCCUGUAGCGGUGCAUUCCCCUGCAGGCACUAAAAGAAAGGUACAGCAAAUGGAAUCGCAUCCAACUAAAGUUGGACAUCAACGUUCCAAUGCUUCCAAAGGCCAGACUGCCCUGCCGAUUCCAACUUCCAAAAUACAAAAUGAGCCAACUGGAUCUGUGAGAUCAAAGAUGAGGGAAUCCUUGACUGCUGCAUUAGCCUUGGUAUCACAGGAGCAAGAAAAAUCAUCUAAUGAUGAAAAAAGUCCUCCAGCGGAGGCUGAAAAGUCUGCAACUCCAAAGCAGGAAAAUCCUUUGUCAUCUGGUCCAGCUAUUGGUCAUGUAUCUGAUGACUCAAAGAAAAUAUUUUCUGAAAAAUUAGAUUCUGUUGUUCUUGAAGACAAUGUAGGAAAGAUGUUAGAUAAACAUUCGCUGUGUGUAAAUGUUAGUGAUUUAGAGACAUUGAGAUAUGAUGAUGGGCGAGUCUUUCAACCAAAUAAUGUUUUGUCGUAUGAAGACAUUUCUUUUGGGGACAACUUUUUUAUUAAAGAUGAUCUUUUGCAAGAAAAUGGUCUCUCUUGGGUACUGGAGGCUGAUUUAGGUGUAGCUGAUAAAAAGGAAACACAAACUGAUGAACUCCAGAAGAUGGAUGUUGGUGUAGAAAAUCAAAACGAGGGAGCAAAACCAGUUCAGACCCCCGAGUCGUUGGCAUUUAAAAUUGAAGAAGAAUUAUUUAAAUUAUUUAGUGGUGUUAAUAAAAAGUACAAGGAAAAAGGAAGGUCCCUUUUAUUCAACCUGAAAGACAGAAAUAAUCCUGAACUGAGAGAAAGGGUUAUGAGUGGGGAAAUUACCCCCGAAAGAUUAUGCUCGAUGACUGCCGAGGAACUUGCUUCCAAGGAGCUUUCUGAGUGGAGAAUGGCGAAGGCUGAAGAAUUUGCACAGAUGGUAGUUUUACCCGACUCUGAAGUUGAUAUCAGGCGUUUGGUAAAGAAGACACAUAAAGGUGAGUUCCAGGUAGAAGUUGAAGAAUACGAUAAUGCAUCCACAGAUGUCUCAUCUGGGGCUUCUACAUUCUCUCAGAGUCAACGUACUAAGAAUGAGACUGAAAAUGGGUCUCCUAAUGAACCUGAAACAAUUAAAGACGAACAGAAUAUUUCUGGCCAGAAAAAUGGUGCAUCUGACAAGGAUAAUUACACCUUCACAAUUGCAUCGAAUGAAGGUGAUUUGAUGCAAGGACUCAUGGUUGAUGACGGACUGAAGGAUACAGAGUUACUGCCUCCAAUCGUCUCCCUAGAUGAGUUCAUGGAGUCCCUUGAUACAGAGCCGCCUUUUGAUAUUUUAGCGGAAGAUGCUGGCAAAUUGUCGCCUAUUUUGGAGAAGGGUGAGUCAGAGCCUAGCUCUCGGUUGAAGGCUGCAGCUCAUACUACGAAAGGUGCAACUGAUGUCAGGACAGACAAGAACAAUGAGGAAUCUCACACAAAAGCGGAUAUUGACUCAUCUUCUACCGGCCAGGUGGAUUUGAAACCUAGUCCUAGUAAAGCCGACGUUGAUUCUAAUGACAACCAAGCUGGUUUAAGAACAUCUGACAGGAAUGACGCCGCAAAAUCUAGUGAUAAUAAUGCAAAAUCUGGGACAGAAUCUCUUGCUAGCACAUUUAAGUUGGAACAUCUUUGGGAUGGCAUUCUCCAGUACAACAUUUCGACAAUGACCUCAGUCGUGGGUACCUACAUAAGUGGUGAAAGGACUUCAGCGAAAGAUUGGCCUGGCAUUCUUGAAAUCAAAGGGAGAGUCAGAUUGGAUGCGUUUGAGAAGUUCCUUCAAGAGCUUCCAUUAUCUCGGAGUCGUGCCGUUAUGGUUCUUCAUUUGGAUGUGAAGGAGGGACGCCCUGAAAGUGAACGAGCAGAUCUACGAGAGGUGGCCGAGUCGUAUGUCAUGGACGAGCGAGUUGGUAUAGCGGAGCCUGGUUCUGGGGUUGAAUUUUAUUUUUGCCCUCCACAUAGAAGAAUUCUUGAAAUGCUUGGCAGGAUCCUUCUAAAGGAAACUAAUGAGGCACUUAAUGCAAUUGAAAAUGGCUUAAUAGGCGUUGUUGUAUGGAGAAAAACUCAAUUAACGUCCAUGUCACCAAACUCAACGUCACACCACAAACGCAGUUCAAAAAAGCAACAUUUUAGUUCUAGAAGACCACAGGAGACAUCGAACUUGAAACCUAAUAAUAUUUCCCCUAAAGAGACUAUGCCUCAUGGUUAUUUUCCCAUCGUUGCCACUCAUCCUCCACCUGAGGAGGAUGAUGAUGCCGAUGGUGACGAUGACAUCCCUCCCGGAUUUGGUCCAUCAAGUGCUCGGGAUGAUGACGAUCUCCCUGAAUUUAACUUCUCUGGUUCUGCAAACCCUCCUGGGUUUUCAUCGCAGAACAACCACCCUCCUACUCCUCGAGGGCAGUCCUCGAGGCCACCCACGUUCCAACCAGUUUCCCAAACUGGGUCUCGUCCAGUAGAGCAAAUGCGAGAGCUUGUGCACAAAUACGGACAAAACUUAAGUAAAAACAUCUCCACUGCAAAUUGGGGAGAAAGGGGCUUCAGUUCGGUUUCUAUACAGCCUUGGAAUGACGAUGAUGACGAUAUCCCAGAGUGGCAACCACAAGCAGCAACAUCACAGCAUCAAAUGCCUCCUCCCUCGCACUCGCAGCAGCAGCUGCCCGUACGUGGGUUUCAGCAGCCGUCGAUUAGAGCUCACUACAUGGUGAACCAACAGCAACCCAUAGGGCACCCUCCUCCCUUAAAUGUAAGUCAACAAGGGACAUGGUGGGCUCCUCAGCAAGGCCAUAACAUCAACAACAAUUUACAGCCUACUAGCAAUUUUAGUAGUAGUCAUCAUGGUAAUAAUGGUCAGUUUUAUGGGGCAUUUGGGAGAUCAGCUUCUUCAAACCCUUCAAAUAAUAGAGGAUUUUGAAUUUUUCUUUCGUUAUGUGUAAAGUUAAAUUCUUUGUUCCUUAUCUCUUCUCUUUUACAUCUUUUCA
Benincasa hispida (wax gourd) is the source of this 3845-nucleotide messenger RNA. RefSeq lists its product as uncharacterized. Gene Ontology annotation, cellular component: nucleus. NCBI's taxonomy places the organism in Eukaryota, Viridiplantae, Streptophyta, Magnoliopsida, Cucurbitales, Cucurbitaceae. The record is from RefSeq and is a predicted model, not a curated record. Gene Ontology annotation, biological process: DNA-templated transcription.